Molecule: messenger RNA, 372 nt
Organism: Podospora bellae-mahoneyi
Lineage: Eukaryota; Fungi; Ascomycota; Sordariomycetes; Sordariales; Podosporaceae
Exons: 2
Coding region: 1-372 (123 amino acids)
Source: RefSeq, a predicted model, not a curated record
AUGGCCAGUUCGAGUUUGAUCCUAAAGAAGCAAUUGGCCUUUGAAUGGGUGAUCAGCGUAUUUGGUCUCCGAGCCGGUCGCACCUCAGAGGCCGAGGAGCAAGCGAUCAAAUUCGUCAGCCGAGGGUUGGACGAGGUCUCGUCCAUGCCCCAUCGAAUCUCUCCCCACAUUCUGCCCGAACCUCCACACUUUGUGUCGUCGAUGCUUAUCUCUGCUCGCGCCACCCCCAAGAUUGCUGGAUACACGUCUCACGUUGCUCCUGGGAACUGGUGUGGGACUGAAAAGCAAGUAAUGAGGUCAGUCGAGACCUUUUCCGCAACCGUGAUAAUCAUCCAUCGCAACGAAGAAAACAAGGAAGUAGUGGAAACAUGA